Molecule: messenger RNA, 1231 nt
Organism: Gastrolobium bilobum
Lineage: Eukaryota; Viridiplantae; Streptophyta; Magnoliopsida; Fabales; Fabaceae
Product: U-box domain-containing protein 35-like
Exons: 4
Coding region: 226-996 (256 amino acids)
Source: RefSeq, a predicted model, not a curated record
CUCAAUCCACAUGGUUUUUAGUUACCAUCCCCAAAUUUGUUCCCUCGAUAACACAACUUACUUCAACACAAAUGCAUAGAUAGCCCCCCACUCUUUCUCUCUCUCCUCUAUUCUCAGCUAAAAAACCUGACAUAACAAGUUCCUUUCUCUGUCUUCUACAACCAAAUAUAUAUAGUUGCCCUUUUCAUUAAAACCAAGAACAAACUUAUUCAAUGAUAUAAAUAAAUGACAGCAACGUUAACUGAGACCUUGCAGUGCUUGCACCAUUCAUAUGAAGGUGUGUCCAUGGAAAACUACAGGUAUGGCAGCACAAGCGUGAGUGAGAUAGAGGAAGAGAACUCUUCACAGUCACAGUUAUACUUACAUGAUGGUCCUUCUAUGGGGACUAUUAAUGAAGACAACGAAGGUGAAGAAGACACUGUUUAUGUAGCAGUUGGUAAGAGUGAAACUAGCAUGGAAGCCCUCUCAUGGACACUAAAAAACUUGGCUACUCCAUCUACCAUGGUCUAUCUCAUACAUGUAUUCCCAGAGAUCAAGCACAUUCCAAAUCCAUUGGGAGUGGGAAUGGUUCCAAAGGACCAAGUGAGUCCUGAACAGGUGGAGAGCUAUAUGGCCCAAGAAAGAGGUAAGAGGAGAGAGCUCCUUCACAAGUUCCUCCAAUCAUGCUCUAAUUCCAAGGUUCAGGUGGACACCAUCCUGAUUGAGAGUGAUUUGAUUGCUAAGGCUAUCAUCGACCUGAUUCCCAUACUUCAAAUAAGAAAACUAGUGAUUGGAGCCAACAAAUCCCAAUUAAGAAAAUUAAGAUCAGGGAAAGGGAAUGGCAUAGCUGAUCAGAUACUUCAGAAUGCACCACAAAGUUGCAAGGUGAGAAUUGUAUGUGAAGGGAAGGAAGUAAAUGAAAAGAUAACUCAUGCCAUUGCUAAUGAUACUUCCUUGUCCCUGAAAGAAGAAGAUCUGCAAAAUGAUUCAGUUUCAUGUGUUUGUUUUAACUUUUAAGCCCAAGUUUUACAUAACCACUGUGUGUGACUGUGAAUUGCAGCACAAGGGAUAGCUCCCUCAAUAAAUAUUGGUUUUAGAUUUUAGACUUUGAAAGAUCAACAUUGUAGAUUAAAAUGAAUGUAUCAAAUACCUUAAGAAACUUUUCAUACGACAUCACCAGUUUAUAAUUUGGUUGGGCUGCUAAUGUUUUUAUCUUAUGGUAGUCCUUAUUGUAUAUAAGAACUGUAAGCUA